This is a messenger RNA of Plasmodium relictum, 2109 nucleotides long. Its product is annotated as conserved Plasmodium protein, unknown function. The transcript has a single exon. NCBI's taxonomy places the organism in Eukaryota, Apicomplexa, Aconoidasida, Haemosporida, Plasmodiidae. Bases 1 to 2109 code for a protein of 702 amino acids. The record is from RefSeq and is a predicted model, not a curated record.
AUGAAAACUAUAAAUAAAAACUCUCACCUAAAAAACGAUGAUUUUACCCUUAAUGUUAACAAUAGCAAUGAUUUUAACAGAAUUUUAGGUGAAAUAAAAUUAAAACAACUGCAAUAUGAAAAGGAGAAAACUAAAAAGAAUCCUAAAUCCAAAAUAGAAACGAAGAAUGAAAAUAAGAUCGGAAGUCAUAAGAAAGAAUUAGAAAAAAAUACAAUGGAAUAUAAAAAAAUUCUGAGAAAAAAUAGAAAUAAUCAUGAAAAAUAUUCACGAAAGCAUAAAAGUGAGGAAAAAAUAAAAAAGGAAAUUUUUGAGGACACUCCUAUUUUUCCUCAUAUUAAGUCGUUAAUUUUAGAUCACGAAAGUGAAAGCAGAAAUUCUGAAUAUUCAUAUGAUAUGAAAAAUGCGAAAGAUGAAAAAAUUAAAAAUAAUAAUUCCCUUAACAAAAAUGGCAAUCAUACCAUAUACGACAUUUACACAAACACCUUAAAAAAACUUUCAAUAAAAGAUGAAAAUAAUUUUUUAAAAGGUAAAAAGAAAGGAAAUUUGUAUAUUAAUGAUAAAAUUCUAGAAAAUAAAAAAAAAAAUUUAUAUGGAGGAAUAAAAAAUAAAAAAAAUAUGAACUUAAUAAACGCAAAUAUCUCUAAUUCUUAUGAUACAUCGUCAUAUAGCAUUAUCCAAAGAAGUGAAAGUAAUAACUCCAAAAAAAGAGAAAGAGUAAAUGAUCAAAAACAAAAAGAAGCAAAACAAAAAAAAAGUUACCAGGAAAAUCACUGCCUCCAUAUUAAUAACAGAAAUUAUAAUGAUAUAGAAAACAUUAAUAAUAAUUAUGCCACAAAUAACCAAACGUAUUAUGAUAAUAGGUUAGCGGAUAAUUGUAAUAUAAUCAAAGAAAAUCAUAAUUAUAGUAGUGAUAAAUGCUAUGAAGAUGAAAACACAAAAGGAAGAAAAAAAGAAAAAUUGGAAAAAGAACAAGAUGAAUAUAAAUAUGAAUAUGAAGAGAAAAAUAAAGGAAAAUAUCAAGAUAAUAAUGAAGACUAUUAUAUAAAUGAAGAGAGUUACGAAAACUCAAUAGAAAUGGAAAAGAGUCAUAAAAGCAACACAAAUGAAUCAAUAUCCUUAAAAAAUGAAAAUUUUCUAUUGAAAGAUAAAGAAAACCCCAAAAAAAAACAAAAGAUGCAUAUAGAAAAUAGUAGCAAAUAUAAUGAAACCGAAAAGGCAAGUGAUUAUUUAAAAACUCCAUUUAUGUUGUCCAUUGAAUGCUUAGAUGAAAAUGAAAAACAAUUAAUUAAUAAGAGAGAAAUAAAAAAUGAGGAUAUGGAAAUUAUUAACCUAAAUCACGGCAAUGAUAUUCUAAGUAAUUGUAUGGAUACAUACCAUAAAAAUAAUUCAAUCCUAGCACCAGUAAAAAAAAGACCUAUAAAUAAUAUGAAUUAUUUAUUAAAUGAUCAAGCAUAUGACAAAAAAAAAUUACUUAAUGAGAAAAAAAUUAGAAAUUACUCAAAAUCAGAAGUAACUACAACUGAUUCAGAAUAUUCAUUUAAUGAAAAUCUAAAUAUUUCAUAUGAAAAUUUUAAAACUAAAAAUAAAAAUAAAAUGUUUUCUGUAGUAGACGAAAGAAAAAAUAAAAAGGAUUUAUUGAAAAUCAUAAACAGUAAAAAUAUUUUAAAUAUUAGAAAAAUCUUAAGAAUUAUGAGAGAGCUUUAUAUUGGAUUUAUAGGAUUACAAUUAAUUUAUUUUAUAACAUACAUUUUAUUUGGUAACAACAGCGUUUACUUAAUCCAAAUUAUUUCAAUAUCUUGUACCUUUUUUUCACUUUUGGAUGCUAAUUAUCACGGUUACAUACUAAAUGGAUUUAUCGAUAUAUGUAUAGCUAUUUUUUUAAACAUAGCUAUCAUAAAAGAUACAUCGGGAUUUAAAAGCUUACAAACUGAUAAUGUGCUAAAAAACAUAGCCACAUCAAAUGUCAUUCUACUUUAUAUGUUUUCUGUAUUUUCAUUCGUAAACAGCUAUUAUAUAUUCAGAUUACAUUCAUUAGAAAAACAAAGUAUUAAGCACAUUAUAAGGAACAUUGAAUCAAGAAAAGAAAAGGAAAUUAAAGUAAUUACGUAA